Messenger RNA from Sarcophilus harrisii (Tasmanian devil), 4774 nucleotides. It is a transcript of the gene XKR7, whose product is annotated as XK related 7. Lineage: Eukaryota; Metazoa; Chordata; Mammalia; Dasyuromorphia; Dasyuridae. Gene Ontology annotation, cellular component: plasma membrane. The transcript has 3 exons. Gene Ontology annotation, biological process: engulfment of apoptotic cell; phosphatidylserine exposure on apoptotic cell surface; apoptotic process involved in development. The record is from RefSeq and is a predicted model, not a curated record. Bases 2853 to 4568 code for a protein of 571 amino acids.
GUUCCCUGAGCCUUCUCUUUCAAGGUCACUUGAAAUUUGAUUUGUAUGUGUCUCAUAGACACUUUUAAAUAUGUGCCUGCUGCCUCUCCCAUUACAGUGAAAUCUUGGGGACAGAAACUAUUUCAUUUUGGUUUUUAUAUACCCAAUUCGUGGUACAGUGCCAUAGUGCUUAAUAAGUGCUUUCUGAUUGAUUCAUUUCAGACAGUCUAUGUUCUUUUUCCUGCUCUAACAUUCUAUGAUUUCAUUCAUAUCUUCUGACACUUUGGCAGCCAAUUCCAGACUCCCUUUUCUGUUUUAUCUGUGGUGCAACCCCCUCACUCCCCUCUAACCUGUCCCCAAAAGUUGAUAGCAGUUAUUUCUGAGAUGGCCUCCAAAGGUCCCCUAGCAAUUUCAAAGAAGAGUCUGAAGAGGAGUUUGACUUUUUGAAGAUAUGUGACAUAUGGAUGACUCAUGGGGUCAGGAGGUAACAUAUGUUUUGUCCCCUAUCCACACCCCAGACCUAGAUACAAUCUUAUGUUCCUAUCACCUAUAUGGUUGGUACCUCACAACUGCCCCUUGAGUGUGGAACACCAACAUUGAAUCUGCAGGGCUCUACCAGUUCCCCACUUUCCCACCUCCAUCUUCAGAGUCUGUCAGCAAGAGUCCAUAGCAGUCCACAAUAACCAAUUUGUGAGCAUCCUGCAGCUGUCCCUUGGAUGUCGACCACCAACAUGGAUUCAGCAGGGGAAAGCUCUCCCAAUUCACUACCUUCCCCUCCUCCAUCUCGAGAGAUUGUCAGCAACAGCUGGGUCUGGCACAGCCCCCAGGCAUGGCACUAAGCCAAAAUAGGCCCACACUGGGGGAGCAUCAGCUGGGAGGAAGUCAGGCAGGCAGGCAGGCAGAGGCUUUCUGCUGACUGUGAGACUGCUACAGAACUCUGGGAACUGCUAUCUCCCUCACCCAGCAGCUCAAGACUACUCUUGGAACUUUUCUAUAGGGAAACCACCUCUCUCUAUUAUAAACCUCAGAAAGGUGUCUUGAGGAUGGUGUCUUGAGCUGUGAGUAGGAAUUUGGAGAGGGGGAGCAUUGAACCUAUCCUCCAAUCAGAGAGAGAUAUGGGUGACAGUUCAAGGAGAAGUUUCUACCUACCAAAACUGAAAAGGAAAUGGGUGUUCCUCCAAUAUCUACCAACUUAGGGUACGAUCUAAGAUGUCUGGUGCUGAGGAAUGGUAGUAGAGAGUGUUAUCAGCAAUUCUAACCCCUAACUCUAGGGGAUACAGCAAUUGUCCUGCCUUUCCUCCUGCGGGCAGUGUGAGAUCCCUGAAAGUCAGGGAAAGACUCAGUUUUCUCAGUCUAGUUGGACUAGAUCUAGGCAACUUAACUUGGAGUUCAUGAACCACCAACAGAUUGUGAAUAGAUUUCAAAGGCUCUGGGUUUGUUUUAUAUUUUGGAAAUUGCAUUUCCCUUGCAAUCUUAUUGUUUUAAAAUGUAUUCUAAAACAUUCUGAAAAGUGGUCUAUAGGCAUCACCAGACUGUUAAUGGGUGGUCCAUGAUCCAAAAAAUUUAAGAAUACCUGGACUAGUUGACAUAAUGGAUACUGGGAAUGGGAAAAGUUCUAGACUUGGAGCUAGGGGAUCUGGUUCAAAUCCCUCCUCAAACGUUUACUGGUUGUAUGACCAUGGGGAAUUCACUACUUCAGUUUCCUCAUUUAUAAAAUGUAGAUAACAAUACUUGUACUAUCUACCAGAGUUGUUUUAGGAAAAUACUUUGUAAACCUCACUGCUACAAAAAUUUAAACGAAUUUAGAGUCCUUACAAUUCGAAUGUAUUCUAAAGUUAUUUUGGGAAAGAGGAUUAGUGAUUUGUGAUUUUAAUUGUAUAAGGAGUUGUUAGUGAGAAAACUCUCUUCACCAUUGGAAACCAGCACCUAGUAUUAGAGAAUUCUAAAGUUAUAGGAUGAUAAAUUUAAAGCAAGAAGAAACCUUAGGGAUCAUUUAAUUUAAUCCCUUCAUUUUACAGAAGAGAAAACUGACUCAGGGAGAUGAAAUUAUUUGACCAAGGUCAUACUGAGAGAAGAGCCAGGAUUUAAACACAGGUCCCACCAUUACAAAUGCAAUUCUCUUUCAACUACACUGGAUGGUUCUGUCACAACUGUGAUCUCUUUUCUCUUUUGUAAGAUCCCUUCCAGUUCUCACAUUUUAUGUUCUAUUUUCUAAGGUUUCCUCCAGCGCUAACAUUCUAUGACUGUAUUCUUUUCUUUCUUAAGCUUUCCAAUUCUGGCGGUAUUAGGGCCUCGGCCAACGGGAAACCCCUUCAAUUCCCUUCUACUAGUCUCGACCACACCCGACAAGGCCAGGAUAGGAUCAGGCCCCCUGAGGUGAAUGGAGAAGUGGAGUGGAGAGGGGGGACAGAAAAGAUGAAUGAACGUAGUACUAGGGGGGUAAGAGGUUCCGUGAAGAAGAGAUGAAAAAUGAAGGGAUUUGGAGUUCUGCUUGGAACAGGGAAAGGGGCGCGGCAGAGGGAGGGAAGGAGGAACGACCAAGAAUGCAACCCCCUUCCCAACUCCUCCCUGAUCUUUCCCCUCUCCCAUCACGUCCCACCAUCAACUAGAAGAGGGAGCAGAGUGGGACCAGUGAAUAAUUGAAGAGGGGAGGAGAAAGGAGGAAGGGGAGGUAGAAUAAGAAAAGGAAGAGGAAGGAGGAGGAGAGCGUUUUAGGAGGAGAGGAGGAGGAGGAGCGGGAGAGCAGGAGGAGGAAGAGAGGAGCCAUCAGCAAGAACCUCCUCUCAACCACCACCGCCCCCUGCCCCUUCCCCCUCCCCCUCUCUCCCCACGCGGCCGCCCGGAAGUCUCUCCCCGCCUCCUCCUCCGCCAACAUGGCCGCGAAGUCGGAUGGAGGCGCCGCGGCGGCCGGCCCGGGCCCGGAGGGGGCGGCUGGCGGGGCCCGGGCCGGCUCGGGGCCUCCGGGGGUUCUGGGCACUGGGGCUGGGGCUGGGGCGGGGCUGCUCUCGGUGGGGGGACGGCGGCCCCGCUACAGCCUGUGGGACUGUUGCUGGGCGCUGUGCGCGCUGCUAGUCUUCUUCUCCGACGGGGCCACCGACCUGUGGCUGGCGGCUAACUAUUACCUCCAGGGCCGGCGCGUCUGGUUCGGCCUUACGCUGCUUUUCGCGUUGCUGCCCUCCCUCGUGGUGCAGCUGCUCAGCUUCCGAUGGUUUGUGUACGACUACUCAUCUGCCGGAGCUGGCCCAGGUGCAGCCGCGACCGCCUUCAGCACCAAGGACAGCACCAGCGCUAGCGUCAGCGCCAGCGCCGCCUUCAGCACGAAGGACAGCGGUCCCGGCCCCGGUCCCGCGGUGUCCGCCCCUCCCGCUCUCUCUGGCGCCCGGCGGCCCCGCCGCCGCUGCUGCCGCCUCUGCGUCUGGCUCCUGCAGUCACUAGUUCACGUCCUGCAGCUCGGUCAGGUCUGGAGGUACCUCCGGGCCAUGUACCUGGGUCUGCAGAGCCGCUGGCAUGGGGAACAACUGAGGCGCCACUUUUACUGGCGCAUGAUGUUCGAGAGCGCCGACAUCAGUAUGCUGCGCCUACUGGAGGCCUUCCUGAAGAGCGCCCCACAACUUGUGCUACAGCUCAGCAUCAUGGUCCUCCAGGGACACAUCGAGGCCCUGCAGGGUCUCUCCGCCUCGGCCUCCUUGGUGUCUCUGGCCUGGAUCAUUGCUUCUUAUCAGAAGGUGCUCCGGGACUCCCGGGACGACAAGCGCGCCAUGUCCUACAAGGGGGCCGUGGUCCAGAUCCUCUGGCACCUCUUCACCAUUGCCGCACGGGCCCUGGCCUUCGCCCUCUUUGCCAGCGUCUUCCGGCUCUACUUUGGCAUCUUCAUUGUCGCCCACUGGUGCGUCAUGACCUUCUGGGUCAUCCAGGGGGAGACGGACUUCUGCAUGUCCAAGUGGGAGGAGAUCAUCUACAACAUGGUGGUGGGGAUCAUCUACAUCUUCUGCUGGUUCAACGUUAAGGAGGGCCGCAGCCGCUGCCGGAUGUCCAUCUACUACUGCAUUGUCCUGGUGGAGAACGUGGCCCUGACUGGCUUCUGGUACUACAACCACAACUUCCCCACCGACUUCAGCGCCUUAAUCAUGGUGUGUGUGGUGGCCGCCAGCUAUGCCCUGGGCAUCUUUUUCAUGCUUGUCUAUUAUUGCCUCCUGCACCCCAACGGGCCCAUGUUUGGUCCCCAGGCUCCCGGGGGCAUCUUUCCAAGACCAUGGGCCUGGCCCUUGGCCCCCCCUCCGUGCAGUUCCAGUCCAUCUCCUUCCCCAGGUGGAAACGGGAUGGGGUUCCUGGGCCGGACGUGGGGUGCCAGCUGUUUCAAUCCCCCAAACCCCAGCCCACCAGUGGCCCGCACUCCCCGGACAGAGGGGCCUGUGAUUCGAAUAGACCUGCCCCGAAAAAAGUAUCCGGCAUGGGAUGCCCACUUUAUAGACCGCCGGCUCCGUAAGACCAUUCUGGCACUUGAGUAUUCAUCCCCAGCUACCCCCCGCUUGCAAUACCGAAGCAUGGGGGCCUCCCGGGAGCUACUGGAGUAUGAGACCACAGUAUAGGCUGCUCCACAACCGUCAGGGUUGGGGGAUAAGGGGUAUGGCGGCUCCACUCCCCUAAACCAGUCAGUGUUGAGCUUAGGGUUUCAAGGGCCGUUGGUCUAAGGGUGACAGGGAGGGGAACAUGACGACCCCAGUCAAUGGAAAUCCUCUUCCCCUCUCCUUUGCAAUUUUUUGGGUGAGUUCAUUGGCACUAAUGCACUGUCCCC